AAUUUUGAUUAAUAUUAGUGAAUAGUUUUCAAACAAACAUAACCUCAGAAAUACAAACAAAAAAUGGAACUUAUAGUAGCGAAUGUUGAUCAUAUUAAAUUUGAUAUUGAAGUUGCAUUAGACGAACAAUAUGGAGCUCUACCUCUUCCAUUCCCUGGAAUGGAUAAAUCAACAGCGGCUGUUUGUGACUUUUAUACAUCAGCAGCCGGUUGUCAGAAAGGACAAUCGUGUCCUUUUCGGCAUGUUCGAGGCGAUCGUACAAUUGUUUGUAAACAUUGGCUACGUGGAUUGUGUAAAAAAGGCGAUCAAUGUGAAUUUUUACAUGAAUAUGAUAUGACUAAAAUGCCGGAAUGUUAUUUUUAUUCGCGUUUUAAUGCGUGCCACAAUAAAGAAUGUCCAUUUUUACAUAUUGAUCCGGAAAGUAAAAUUAAAGAUUGUCCAUGGUAUGAUCGUGGAUUUUGUCGACAUGGUCCACAUUGCAGACAUCGACAUGUCCGUCGUGUACUUUGCAUGAACUACAUCGCUGGAUUCUGUCCUGACGGUCCACAAUGUAAAUACAUGCAUCCACAAUUUGAUCUACCCGCAGCACCCGAUGCGAACGCAAAAGAUAGUAAAAAACCACAAGUGAUUAUUUGCCACUAUUGUGGAGAAAUCGGUCAUAAAAUCUCGUAUUGCCUAAAAAUGACCCCAGAAGCACGUGAAGCUGCUGUUAAACAAGAAGAAGCUAAAUUAAAAGCAUUAGGCUACAUGAAACCUCCACAAGGACCUCCAUUCGGUAUACCGGGUGCUGCAAAUGGCCAGAAUUCGGAGAAUAAUGAGGAAAUGAACGAACAACAGUUUGAUCAUCCUCAAGAUAAUCCUCGGCAGCAUAAUCAACAUAACCAGCAUAAUCAUCAUCAUAAUAAUCAGUCACAACAGAAUAAUAGCAAUAAUAUGGGUGGUAAUCAUCCACGAAUGCCACCCAAACCGUUGGAAGAAGUCACAUGUUUUAAGUGUGGUAAUAAAGGACAUUACGCGAAUCGUUGUCCGAAAGGACAUUUAGCAUUCUUAUCACAAGCUAAAAGUAAUUCACAGAAUUUAAAUAACAAUAGAUAAAGUGAAAUUUUCUGUGUUUUUCUGUGAAAUUUUUAUCGUUGAAUACAAUUCUAAAAGACGUUGGAGAUCCUUAAAGAAAGUUAUCAAUAAUUCAGCAUUUUCUCAACUAUGAUUUCAAAUAAAUAGUUUAAAUAAAUGUA
This is a messenger RNA of Chrysoperla carnea, 1235 nucleotides long. RefSeq names its product cleavage and polyadenylation specificity factor subunit 4 (gene Clp). The transcript has 3 exons. Gene Ontology annotation, molecular function: zinc ion binding; RNA binding. The record is from RefSeq and is a predicted model, not a curated record. Bases 64 to 1095 code for a protein of 343 amino acids. Lineage: Eukaryota; Metazoa; Arthropoda; Insecta; Neuroptera; Chrysopidae.